CCCAGCCCGGCCCGGCCCCGCCAGCCGCCCCCCAUGGAGGAGCAGCCCCACCACCACCAUCAUCACCACCACUAUUACUACUACGGGCACCACCACCACCACCCGCAGAGCGCCUACCUGCCGCCGCCCGACGGCCGAGCCCAGCCCAAGCCGCCGCUCCGCCACGAGCACAAGCACGGCGGCCCGCAGCACACGGAGGCGCCGAAGCGGAGACCAGGCUACGGAGAGCUAAAUGGUAACGCAGGAGAACGAGAAGUGUCACUAAAGGGCCUGUGCUCUGAUGAAGCCACCAGCCCAGGAUCCAGGGUACCCAAUGGCAGCCAACAGCUCGUAGAUUCCAACGUCACCCCAAAGCAGACUGUGAAGGCCAGUGCUUUGGGGAAAGCUGGAAUCAAAACCAAGAACUUCAUUCAGAAAAAUAGCAUGGACAAAAAGAAUGAGAAGUCCUACGAAAACAAACACAGAGAAAACCAGUCCUCAGACAAGCCAGAGGGAGUGUCUAUUCCAAACGGCGUGGUGACCAAUAAUUCCAGCUACAUCACAAAUGGCUACGUAGGCAAAGGGGCCGACAACGAUGGUAGUGGCUCCGAGAGUGGAUAUACUACACCUAAAAAAAGGAAAGGCAGGCGCAACAGUGCCAAGGGUUGUGAGAACUUGAAUCUAGUACAGGACAAAAUAAUGCAGCAGGAGGUCAGCGCACCAACCUUGAAACAGGAACUUGACAGUUUCAAACCUGAUUAUAGUGAACAAAAGGGGAACCGAAUUGAAAAUACUAAGCCUGUUUGGAAAUACGAGGCUGGGGCUGGUGGAGCGGGCCGGGGAAAGCCUGGGCUCGGGGAUGUACCGAGGAAAAACUCGGAUGCCAAACCUGGGAUUAGCAGCAAGAAGUUUGAUGACCGGCCCAAAGGGAAGCACGCAUCCUCGACUACAUCUAAAGAGGACUCAUGGACCUUAUUUAAACCACCCCCAGUUUUUCCAGUGGACAAUAGCAGUGCUAAAAUUGUUCCCAAAAUUAGUUAUGCAAGUAAAGUUAAAGAAAACCUCAACAAAGCAGCUCAAACCCCAUCCACGUCAUCCUCGUCAUCUUCAUCAUCUGCUGGGGAAACUCAGGCCCAAACAUCAAGUCGACUGUCCCAAGUCCCCAUGUCUGCUAUGAAAUCUGUCACUUCUGCCAGCUUCUCCAACGGGCCGAUCCUGGCGGGGAACGAUGGAAGUGUGUAUUCCCCAGGGGCCCAGCCACUGCUCUCCGCUGCUGCUAGUACUGUACCAUCCACCUCCUCCGAGUCAGCACCCCAGGACGCGAGUACAACUUCGACAACCCUCGAACAAAAGAAAUCUGGCCUUUUUAUCUACCCUUCAAAUAUGCAAACUGUGCUCCUGGGGACAGCGCAAGUCGAUUUCCCUUCGCAGACGAAUCAGCAGAACCUGGGGGAUAUCUUCCAGAAUCAGUGGGGCUUGUCUUUCAUAAACGAGCCCAGUGCUGGACCUGAAACCAUUGUGGGGAAAUCUGCGGAUAAUCAGUUAAUGGAAGUGACAUUUCAAGGGGAAUAUCCUGCCACUUUGGUUUCACAGUGUGCUGAAAUCAUUCCCUCAGGAACUGAACAACCUGUGUUUCCUAAGGCUUAUGAGCUGGAUAAACGGACUAGCCCUCAAAUUCUUAGUGCUAUUCUUAAGCCUGGGACUGCUGUUGAGGGUGGUGUCUUAGCUUUGGAGUCGCAUCACACAGGUGACCUACAAAAGGCAGACACCGGUAGCCAAGGUGCUUUAGUGUUUCUUUCAAAAGACUAUGAAGUAGAGAAUCCUCUGGCCUCUCCUACGAACAAUUUGCUAGCCUCCGCCAAAGAACAGAGGUACCAGAGAGGCCUAGAAAGGAAAGAUAGCUGGGGUUCUUUUGACCUGAGGGCUGCUAUUCUAUAUCACACUAAAGAAAUGGAAGCGGUUUGGAAUUUGCAGAAGCAAGAUCCCAAAAGGAUAAUCACUUAUGAUGAAGCCAUGGAUCGCCCGGAUCAAUGAAGGUAGCAAGACAAGACUGCCUGUUCUAACCUUUCUGCAGCAUUUGUGCUGUUCGUGGGGGACAAAAAGGCUUUUAUGCUCCUUCUAAAUCUUCAGUGCAGCAGAGGAACCAUAACUAGAAUCACAGGAUAAUAUAUACAAAUAUAUAUAUAGUUAUUUAAAAAUGGCAACUGAAAGUAAUUAGACUUCUUAAGGAAUCUGAAAAUUUAUUUCAACGAGACUACACACGUGAUUAUUUAAUCUCCGGUACUGAAUAGAUUUUUUUUUUUUUCAUUUUUGUUUUGUUUUGUUUUUGUUUAAAGAGUGAAUGCAAGUGAUUAAGGAAUACAGACUCAAUUACAAGCCCGGUUUCAAAGUUCCUGCUGUCGUCUACAUGGGCAACAGCAACCCACUGGAGAGGCAUUUCCACUUGACAAGGUUUCUGUUUCAUGUUCUGUGACUGUAGUGACACACUAAUCACAGGGAAAUCAGGAUGAUUCACCAUCCUUCAUCUCCCCUUUCCCUUCCACCUCCUCCUGUUUGGUUUCUUUUUUUUUUUUUAUUUUUUUUUCUGAUUUGUUUUCCAUGGAAUGCUGGAGAAACGCCUUGAAGUUUGCAGAGUUUCUUUUUUUUUUUCCAGAGAAUUAUAAUCCGCAUGUUUUGCCAGGAGUAAAGCAGCAAUCCUAUGCUGGUGAUAUUGUCUUAAAAGGAUCAUUCUGCUGAGGGAAAGAUGGUAAUACUGCAGUUCUAGGAUGCAUGGUGAAGUCACACAGUUGACCUGGCUCCUGUUACACGUUGGACUAUUGCAACUGAAGAGUUAUUUCAUUUUAAAAGACAACAUGGAAAAAUAAGCAAUCUGUUUAGGCAUUUAAUAUGGAAAAAAACAAACAAAAAAAACCCCUCACUGUUCCCACAGGUUAAUGCUAUUGUAUUACUGGGAGCAAGGAAAAAAAAAAAAAAAAAAGACAAAAAAAAGUAUCUUCUGCUUUCAACUGUAGGUGCUUCAUAUUUGCUCUGUCUGUCUCCUAACACUAAAUGUGCUGGAUUUUUUUCCCAUUUUCGUUGGAAAACUGAAGAGGAAUUGAGUUCUGCUAACUUUCACCCUUCUCGAAUUAUUUUUUCUCUUAAAAAAAUUUCUCAAAAUAACAAAAAAAUGAAAAAAGUUUUUAAAAAAAAGAAAAAAAAUGGGAAUUUGAAUCCUUUUCAAUUUGUCCAUAGAACGCCAAUGGCUGGGCUUCCUGCCCCUUGGAGAUGCUCUUUUAUAUUUUAAUGCAGUCUGUGUAUUUCCGGGCUCUGCUUCUAAUUAUCUCUUAAUAAAAAUAUAUUUUAUUACAAAAAAAAAUGGAGGACUUAGGAAUGAAAAUAAUAAUUUUAAAAAAAUAAUAAAAAAAUAAUCCCAGGGAAAGGAAAGCAGUGGUAGGGAAGGCUGAGCAGAGUGCAGGUUCCAGCUGUGUAACCCCUCUGUCCCAUUGCAGUUUGUGUAACAUGUCCAAAUCAUCUGGGGGUCGGGUAGUUUUUCUGGGUUUUUUUAACAGGUGGAAAGUUCACAGGGUCCAGUGCAAGAGCGAGGAAUUAAUAAAGCAGAAUGGGUUUGUUGACCAGCCCCAGCUCCCUAUGUACCCAGAGCUCAUCAUGGGUGUCUGUGGCCUAAUCCUGCCCAUGGGUGUCCAAAUCAGCAGCAGUUGGUGUCUCCUAAAAUGAGACUGGACCCUCUGGGGCAUUACAUGGAAUAGAUAAACCCAAAACUUUGGAAUACCCUUUGUCCAUCAGGUUGCUGUCCAGUCACCAGAGGGUUCCACAGGGCUCUGUCCUCAGCCCAUUUCUCUCCAACAUCUCAUUAACAACCUGAGUUCAGGACUCAGAGAUACUAAUUUUGCUGACACACUAAACUGGGAGGAACUGUUGACUCCCUCUAGGGCAGAGAGCUCUCAGAAAUGAGAGAUGGGCAAUCAGCAACUGUAUGAGGUUUACCAAGAGUGAGUGUUGGAUUCUGCAGCCCUGGACAGGCUGGGAAUGAGAGGCUGGAGAGCAGCACCUUGUAAAGGAGCUGGGGCUCCUGUUGGAUCUGAGUCAGCAGUGCCCUGGCAGCCAGGAGGGUCAGCAAUGUCCUGGUGGGCACCAGGCCCAGCAUGACCUGUCCUGCUUUGCUCUGCACUGGUAUAACCUCACCUCGAGGUCUUGGGCAGUUCUGGGCACCACAAUGUGGGAAAGACCCCGUUAGAGAGCAUCCCAAGGAGCCCGUGAGGAUGGGGAAGGGUCUGGAGGGGAAGCCUGCUGAGAUCACUUGGUUUGUUCAGCUGGAGGAGAGACCUCAUUGUGGUCUUCAACAUCCUCCCCCAGACCAGCAGAGGGGCAGGUACCAAUCUCUUCACUCUCACAACCAGUGACAGGGAACAGCCUGAAGCUGAGUCAGGGGCUGGAUAGCAGGAAAAGCUUCACCCACAGGGAGGUUGAGCACUGGAACACGCUCCCCUGGGAAGUGGUCACAGCACCAAACUUGUCUGAGGUCAGGAAGAGUUUGGGCAAUGCUUUCAGGCACAGGGUGGGAUUCUUGGGGUGUCCUGCACAGGGCCAGCAGUUGGACUCAAUCCUGAUGGGUCUCUUCC
Catharus ustulatus (Swainson's thrush) is the source of this 4598-nucleotide messenger RNA. It is a transcript of the gene NUFIP2, whose product is annotated as nuclear FMR1 interacting protein 2. Gene Ontology annotation, molecular function: RNA binding. Gene Ontology annotation, cellular component: nucleoplasm; cytoplasmic stress granule. Bases 34 to 2013 code for a protein of 659 amino acids. The record is from RefSeq and is a predicted model, not a curated record. Lineage: Eukaryota; Metazoa; Chordata; Aves; Passeriformes; Turdidae. The transcript has 4 exons.